AUGGAGUCUCUAUUAUCACAAACACUAAACCAAGUAAUAGAUCCCACAAAGACGGCUCUUCUCAUCACCGUCUCUCUUGUAGUUGUGGCCUACCUUCUCUCACAACGGCUUAAACCGCUUUAUCCUCCCGGGCCCAAGGGCUUACCCAUAAUCGGCAACAUGCUAAUGAUGGACCAACUCACACACCAUGGUCUAGCCAAGCUAGCCAAUCAGUACGGCGGCUUGUUCCACUUACGAAUGGGAUUUCGCCACGUGUUUGCCAUCACAUCACCAGACGUGGCCCGACAAGUCCUCCAAGUCCAAGACAUCAGCUUCUCGAACCGGCCCGUGACUAUAGCCAUAAACUACUUAACCUACGAUCUAGCCGACAUGGCCUUCGCUCCUUACGGACCCUUUUGGAGACAAAUGAGGAAAGUGUGCGUCAUGAAGGUGUUUAGCCGGAAACGGGCCGAGUCAUGGGCCUCGGUCCGUGACGAAGUAAACAAUAUGGUCCGUUCUUUGUCUAGCAACCUCGGUAAGCCCGUAAAUGUUGGAGAGCUCAUUUUCACAUUGACACGGAACAUAACGUACCGAGCGGCGUUUGGUGCGGCGUGCGAGACGGAACAAGACGAGUUCAUAAGGAUCUUGCAAGAGUUCUCAAAGCUAUUUGGAGCAUUCAACAUCGCGGAUUUCAUACCGUUCCUAGGCUGGUUCGAUCUGCAAGGGAUAAACAAGAGGCUUGUUAAGGCCCGUAACGAUCUUGACGGGUUCAUAGAUGAAGUUAUCGAUGAGCAUAUGAAGAAGAGAGAGAUUGUAAACGUUGAUGAAGAUACAGAUAUGGUGGAUGAUCUACUUGCGUUCUAUAGUGAAGAAGAGAAGUUAGUAAGCGAGGAUUCAUCAACUGAUCGUAAUAAGAACGCCAUGAAACUCACACGUGAUAAUAUCAAAGCCCUCGUCAUGGAUGUUAUGUUUGGAGGAACGGAGACGAUGGCAUCGGGGAUCGAAUGGGCUUUGACGGAGCUCUUACGUAACCCAAACGAACUCAAACGGCUCCAACAAGAACUCGCCGAGGUCGUGGGUCUUGACCGGCGCGUGGAUGAGACGCACCUCGAGAAACUAACUUUCCUAAAAUGCACACUCAAAGAAACCAUGAGACUCCACCCACCGAUCCCACUCAUCCUCCACGAGGCCGUCGAGGACACGAAGCUCCAAGGCUUCUCUGUGCCCAAAGGCUCGCGCCUGAUGAUCAACGCCUUUGCCAUCGCGCGUGACCCAAAACUGUGGGUUGACCCGGAAGCCUUUAGGCCUUCGAGGUUUAUGGAACCGGGUAUGCCCGAUUUCAUGGGGACUAACUUCGAGUUUAUACCGUUCGGGGCGGGUCGGAGAUCGUGCCCGGGAAUGCAGCUUGGGCUAUACGCGAUGGAGGUCGCUGUGGCUAACAUCAUUCACUGUUACACGUGGCAGUUGCCUAACGGGAUGAAACCGAGUGAGCUCGACAUGAGCGACGUCAUGGGUCUUACAGCACCCAGAGCAACGCGCUUGAUCGCCGUGCCUAACACGCGCCUCAUCUGCCCUGUUAGCACCUGACCUGACAAUGGAGAGAG
This is a messenger RNA of Eutrema salsugineum, 1583 nucleotides long. Its product is annotated as cytochrome P450 84A1. Lineage: Eukaryota; Viridiplantae; Streptophyta; Magnoliopsida; Brassicales; Brassicaceae. The record is from RefSeq and is a predicted model, not a curated record. Gene Ontology annotation, molecular function: oxidoreductase activity, acting on paired donors, with incorporation or reduction of molecular oxygen; monooxygenase activity; iron ion binding. Gene Ontology annotation, biological process: lignin biosynthetic process. The transcript is spliced from 2 exons. Bases 1 to 1566 code for a protein of 521 amino acids.